AUGCCUGCCGUCUCUUCGACACCGUCAUACGCUCAAUAUCAGCCGCCUGCGGUUUCGCAAUCUAUCUCGACACAACCUAGAUCAUCUCCUCUUAGUAUACCACUACCGUCGCUCGGAUUUACGUCGGGUACAUUCCUAAGUCGAUUAAGUUUCAAGGACAGUCCGUUCUACACGAUAUUGGAACCUCUUACCUCGACAGUGGAGUGUAAAGUACGGGAACAAACGAGAGACAGUGUAGAACUAAAAAUUGUUCUGAACUCUACCGUAGCCUCAAGGCUACAAACGGAUUCGAAUUGUCGAGUUAUGGUGUAUUGUGCAGCCGAUACUGGCCUCAACCAGUAUACCAAGUCCGAUGUUGCCUUUCCCCAUCAAGUCGAGCUGAAAGCCAAUCUCGACGAGGUGAAAGCUAACCUGAGAGGUCUCAAGAAUAAGCCCGGUACGACCAGGCCAGCGGAUGUAACAAGUCAUAUUCGCAAAAAGCCGGGAUACCAGAACAACAUUGUGAUGACAUACGCGCUUACGCAGAAGAAGUUCUUUGUUGUCGUCAACCUUGUCCAGCAACACCCUGUUGAUGAUUUGGUGGCGGAGUUGAAGGCGAGGAAAACAAUCUCGAGGGAACAGGUGGUGCGAGAGAUGAGGAGUAGAGCGGAUGAUUCGGAGAUUGUUGCCACUUCAAGUGUCAUGUCAUUGAAAUGCCCUCUGUCCACACUUCGAAUUGAUGUUCCCUGUCGGUCAGUGGUGUGCACGCAUAACCAGUGUUUCGAUGCUUCAUCGUUCCUGCAACUGCAAGAACAAGCGCCUACCUGGACAUGCCCCGUGUGUUCCAAAUCUACUAGUUUUGAGUCUUUGCAAGUUGACCAGUAUGUCGAUGACAUCCUCCGUUCAACGUCUACAGAUGUAGAGCAAGUCGUUAUAGAGCCUGAUGGAACAUGGUCUACUCCAAAAAGCGAUGACACUACAGGAGCCAACGGUGUCACCCAUAAUCCUGCGUCAGACGACGACGACUUGAUAGAAGUCAACGAAGCUGGGUUCACGCCCGUUAAACAGGAGCCCGUUGCGACAGCGUUAUCCUUACAACAAACGCCAAUCCAAUCAAGAGAGCCGUCCUCGGCACCUUCCGCUGCCCGUCCUUCAACCAAUAAAAGACCCGCGGCGCAAGUUAUUGAUCUCACCGCAAGUGACGAUGAAGAAGAUUUGCCUGUACGGCCGGCAAAACGUCCAGCGCUAAAUGCGCCCAGCCACUCAUUUCCAGCCCUGCCUUCCCUUAGCAGCGGCUAUACAAAUGGACAAGACUUCCCCCUUUCGAGCCAGACCAAUUAUUCAGAUACCCAGAGUCAGCGUGGCGGCUAUGAUAGAUGA
This is a messenger RNA of Aspergillus chevalieri, 1359 nucleotides long. It is a transcript of the gene SIZ1, whose product is annotated as SUMO ligase siz1. The transcript has 6 exons. The coding region runs from base 1 to 1359 and encodes 452 amino acids. NCBI's taxonomy places the organism in Eukaryota, Fungi, Ascomycota, Eurotiomycetes, Eurotiales, Aspergillaceae. The record is from RefSeq and is a predicted model, not a curated record. Gene Ontology annotation, biological process: protein sumoylation. Gene Ontology annotation, molecular function: zinc ion binding; SUMO ligase activity.